AUGACGUUCGACCACGAGUACUUCGUUGAGUUCUGUUUCGACUGCUUCGACAACACAUGCGGAGGACGAGUCGAUGCUCGGGACGCUAUCAAAACCAUCGACUACAGAUACGGUCGUUCUGGGACUCGCUGGACCCACACAGCCGGAGCCGCGCGGUGCGUCUGCGACUUCAUGCUUACUCAAACUUGUGGUGUUCCUGUUGCCUCGGACUGCAUCGACGUUGUUUUCAUCACCGACGGAAGAUCCAACGAUCCAAAUCUGAACGUCUGCAAUGAGAUUGCGUGCCUCCACAACCGUUACGGCGUCACAACGUAUGCAAUCGGAAUCGGAAACGCUUACGAUCCAGAGCUUGAAUGCAUUAGUAACGCAGAUCCAAACUCCUUCCAUCUGUUUAACUUUUUGGAUUUCGAUGAAUUCGAGGAUACCUUUCAAGAGCUGGUUGAUACGCUACUGAUGGGACAAGUAAGUCCGACGACAGGAGAUCCAUACGUCUGCAUCGGCACAGGGGGUGUUGGCACUGCUGGCUGCCAUUAG
This is a messenger RNA of Geodia barretti, 534 nucleotides long. The record is from the annotation of a GenBank genome assembly. NCBI's taxonomy places the organism in Eukaryota, Metazoa, Porifera, Demospongiae, Tetractinellida, Geodiidae.